AUGCACCAUGGCACAUUGGCUUUGUUGGCAGCAGGCGAGCAUCAAUCGGAUGGAUCUAUGCUCCCCAAGGUGGUAAGACGAGGUGUAGCGCAGUCUGGUCAGACGUCUCACAUAUUAGUUGGUCAGUCUUGGGCGGCCCCUGCUGUACCUAGGUGGGCUCGGCUUUGCAACAUCAACUACUAUCAUCCAGCCAUUGAUGAUCUGUAA
Ilex paraguariensis (yerba mate) is the source of this 207-nucleotide messenger RNA. The record is from the annotation of a GenBank genome assembly. Lineage: Eukaryota; Viridiplantae; Streptophyta; Magnoliopsida; Aquifoliales; Aquifoliaceae.